AUUGAUUGAUUCCCCAUCCCCCGGCCCUAUCCCAUCCCAUUCCCGCCUCCCAUUCCCAAAUAUCUCCCCGACUCCCUCGCCAUGGGCAGCGCCGCCGCCUCGCCGCCGCCGUCCGGGAAGCUGUCGCAGGACGAGCUCAAGCGCGUGGCAGCGCACCGCGCGGUGGAGUUCGUGGAGCCCGGCAUGACGCUGGGCCUCGGCACGGGUUCCACCGCGGCGCACGCGCUGGACCACCUGGGUGACCUCCUCCGCGCGGGCGCGCUGCCGGGGGUCGCCGGCGUGCCCACCUCCCUCAAGACGGAGCUCCACGCGGCCCGCGUCGGGAUCCCGCUACUCCCGCUCGACGCGGCCUCGGGCGCCCGGAUCCGCCUCUCCAUCGACGGCGCCGACGAGGUCGACCCGGACCUCAACCUCGUCAAGGGCCGCGGCGGGUCGCUGCUGCGGGAGAAGAUGAUCGAGGGCGCCGGGGAGCGGUUCGUCGUCAUCGUCGACGAGUCCAAGCUCGUGCCCAGGCUCGGGUGCACGGGCGCCGUCCCCGUCGAGGUCAUCCCCUUCGGCGCGCCCCACACGCUGGGCCUCAUCUGCAAGGUGUUCGACGGAUUGCCGGGCUUCCACGCCAGGCUCAGGACGGUCGUGGACGCCGACCUGGGUUCGGCGCCGUUCGUCACCGACAACGGCAACUACAUCGUCGAGAUGUUCUUCGAGGAUGGCAUACGCGGCGACCUGCAAGACAUCAGCGACCGCCUCCUCCGGAUCACCGGCGUCGUCGAGCACGGCAUGUUCCUCGGCAUGGCCACCACCGUCAUCGUCGCCAACAAGGACGGCACCGUCACCGCCCUCCACAGGAAGAGUAAGCUUAUUUAACCAGUCUCCCGGCCGGCACCGGAGACGAUCAUCGUGCGGCCAGCCAUGAUCUCUCAUUCCAGCAGCCAAGAACAAGGAAAGGAAAAAAAAAAGCAGUCAAAUUUCUUGGCUCGCCGUCGCCGCGCUUUUGACCUUUACGUUGCGCGAUUAUCUUAUCAGCUGUCCCUGUCUGUGUAUCUGGUGAUGCGGGGAACAUGGACCAGUGCUUUGUGUUCAUCCAUCCAUAAUCCAUUGGGCAAUUUGAGC
Panicum virgatum (switchgrass) is the source of this 1110-nucleotide messenger RNA. RefSeq names its product probable ribose-5-phosphate isomerase 2. Gene Ontology annotation, molecular function: ribose-5-phosphate isomerase activity. The record is from RefSeq and is a predicted model, not a curated record. Gene Ontology annotation, biological process: pentose-phosphate shunt, non-oxidative branch. The transcript has a single exon. Bases 82 to 864 code for a protein of 260 amino acids. NCBI's taxonomy places the organism in Eukaryota, Viridiplantae, Streptophyta, Magnoliopsida, Poales, Poaceae.